This is a messenger RNA of Pelagomonas calceolata, 438 nucleotides long. The record is from the annotation of a GenBank genome assembly. Lineage: Eukaryota; Pelagophyceae; Pelagomonadales; Pelagomonadaceae.
GCUUGGUUUGCGCUCGCUAUUAGGGCUACUGGGAGCACAGAGCUGCUCUUCGCUGUGAUCAGUCAUCGCUCGUCGCAGUACUGCUGUCGUUUGACUUGCUGCCGCGCCGCACAGCUGCUACUGGAGCAUUGCUUGCUGCUGCUCACCAGAGAAACACACGAUGAAUGCGAACACAAUAAAAGCCGCGGCCAAGCCCCUAGGCAUGCUCGCCGUGCGUUGCGCGGCGUCCUGCGUUUCGUUCGAAUAUACUCGGCGCCGCGUCGAUGGCGUGCAGGCGUACGCAUAAGUCACACAACACAGGCCGCCGGCCUCGCGUGGGCGCUCUACCCGGCCGACAAAUCGGCGAGCAUCCCCAUGGGCUUCGAGUUCGAGAAGGAGGCCGUCGGCGAGAACCCGCAGGUCACGGACGAGUUCGCCGCCGCGGUCAAGCGCGGCUAG